CGUCACAGCGAUCGCACGCUGUCACUUGUCAACAAAAAAUGUCCGAAAUUGAACCGGAGAAAUUAAUACAAGCAGUGAAGAUACGGCCAGGGUUGUACAAUAAGAAUGAUCCUAAUUAUUUUUGCCAUAAGAAGUACAAAUCGAAGAUGUGGACGGAAGUAUGUAAGGAGGUUUACGGUAACUGGGAUAAUCUGAGAGCGCAAGACAAAGUUGAAUACGCCCACGAACUCCAAAAACGCUGGAAGAGUCUUCGCACGUGUUUCACAAGAGAGUUAUCUUUGCAAAGGAAAGAGAAACUCAAAAGGGAAAGGAACGAGGGACCAUACAAGAGACGUAAGAAGUACGAAUACUUUGACAUGAUGACAUUUCUCCUUGACCCUGACUCGGUGGAACACACUGAAGUGGUGAACGAUUCCGGUGAUGACUCGUCGGAUCCUCUCGAUCAGGAAUUGAUAAAAGCUGAAUACGAGUAUGAACCGUCUGCGUCUAGAGGGAGAAUAUCUGAAUCGAAUUUAGAGAGCGCUGAAACUUUUCAACAGGCUGUUUACACGGCCAACGAUACAGUUCAGGAGAAGAUUUUAGACAUGUUGAAAGAUUUGAAAAAGAGUGAUGACGACGAUGAUAAACAAUUUAUGCUGUCACUAGUGCCCAGUUUUAAAAAAUUGAAUGACAAACAAAAGUUUGAAGCUAGGAUAGGUAUAUUGAAAGUAUUGAAAGCCAUCAGUUUUCAAGAUGAAUGAUAUUGUGGUAAAAUAAGUUAAUAACUAAGUUAAGUUUAUUUUUUAAAUAUGUAAGUAUUGUAAGUACAUUAUUAUCUUAAUUUUUGUGCAAUAAGGCAAAUAGCUAAAAUAAACUGAUGCAAUGACUUUUGAAAUCACUGAUUGUUAUGACAAUUAUACUGACAAUAUUUUAGUACUAUUGCAAACACAAAUUUUACUAUUAUAAAAAAAAUUAUGUGUUGUUAACACAAAUAUGUAUUACUAUUAUUAAAAAUUAAGUUUGGUAGGUAAUCCCAAUUUUAAGUGUAAUUGUUGAUUUUUAUAAGAAGUUGCUAUAUGUUUAUCGUUUUAUAUUUGGAAUAAUUAUAUUAGUUUAAUUUUGUUCUCAUCGGCUUCGAAAUUAUGUACCUGUAAAUGCAAAUUAAAAAAUCUUUAGAUAAACAACAUUGUGCAGUAUACCAUUGCUAUGUAAACUAUUUUUUAUAUUUUUAUUAUUAUUUUAUUUAUUUCUUCGAAUAACUAACAGCUAUGAUAAACAUUUUAUUACAUUGUAAUAUUCUAAACAUUUUUAACUACUUACUAAUAGAAUCUGGAUAAAAAUUUUUAGCUAGAAAAAGUUAAACUACCGAAUUGCUGAAAUUCAACAGAGUUGACCAUUUUACGUAAAUGUUGAAUAAAAGACUACUUGUAUUGUUUCGACUCGACAUCAUUUUAAUUUCUAAUAUCGAUCGGGAUCAACUAUAUUUAUUCAGUUUCCAUUAGUCACGAUUUUGGUUUAUUUUAGUUCCUGGGUUAAUACUGUUAACAUAAUGAAAUCUAGAAUUCCCUGAUAUACUUACAGGCAGGGGAAAACCUAGAUUUGAGCUUUUACGGUAGGAAAAUCUAGAUUUGAGCUCUUCUUCUCCGUCGUGACCUUUUCCCUCUUUCUACGUGGGGUCGGCACAGUAUGUUAUUUUUAUCUAAUUACUGCUGUCAAUUCCCAUCUCACUGGUUAGAUAGUCUAGAUUUGAGCUCUUACGGUGAGGGAAAUCGUGAGGAAACCUGCACAUUCAGGCAGCUUGAUGUGUAACUAUGAUCGAUACAAUACGCGGUUAGUUUUAGCUGGCACAUAUCAAGUAUUUUCAAGAGAUUAGAGCACAAGCUGCUUCUCUUUCUGUGCAGAUUGUAAAAGUCUAUCAAGGGAUAGACUAUUAAACUUUGGUUUAUUUUUAUAUCGUUGGCAAUUGGCUGAAAACACAUUAAGUUUUUUCGAGAGAAUACAGCUCACAAAAGAUUUUGCGAAAUUCCAACGAGAUCGGAAUAAACCAGAUUUCGCAAAUAAAAAGUCGCGGGCAAUAUCGUGUGUAGGUAUAUCAUAAAGAUACUAUAGGUACAAAGUUAUGUUUUGAUAGUCAAAUGCCAUACAAAUUAGUCACAGGACUUCGAUCAUAGUCCCUUCAUGCAAAACAUGUGAUUCACACUUCCGUUUGAAAUAUAUACAUAUGUAUAUUGUUGACACCCGGAUAUGGUCGUUUUUGUACUAUGAAUA
Messenger RNA from Amyelois transitella, 2247 nucleotides. RefSeq lists its product as uncharacterized. Bases 39 to 740 code for a protein of 233 amino acids. Gene Ontology annotation, molecular function: DNA binding. Lineage: Eukaryota; Metazoa; Arthropoda; Insecta; Lepidoptera; Pyralidae. The transcript has 2 exons. Gene Ontology annotation, biological process: regulation of transcription by RNA polymerase II. The record is from RefSeq and is a predicted model, not a curated record. Gene Ontology annotation, cellular component: transcription regulator complex; nucleus.